Molecule: messenger RNA, 1211 nt
Organism: Nestor notabilis (Kea)
Lineage: Eukaryota; Metazoa; Chordata; Aves; Psittaciformes; Psittacidae
Product: probable phospholipid-transporting ATPase IF
Exons: 10
Biological process (GO): phospholipid translocation
Cellular component (GO): plasma membrane; endoplasmic reticulum; trans-Golgi network
Molecular function (GO): ATP hydrolysis activity; ATP binding; ATPase-coupled intramembrane lipid carrier activity
Source: RefSeq, a predicted model, not a curated record
GUAGUACGACUGUUAAAAACAUCCCCAGAGAAACCUAUAACAUUAGCCAUCGGUGAUGGUGCUAAUGAUGUGAGCAUGAUACAAGAAGCACAUGUUGGCAUAGGAAUCAUGGGUAAGGAAGGAAGACAAGCUGUAAGAAACAGUGACUAUGCAAUAGCACGGUUUAAAUUCCUCUCCAAGUUGCUUUUUGUUCAUGGACACUUUUACUAUAUUAGAAUAGCAACCCUUGUACAGUACUUUUUUUAUAAGAAUGUGUGCUUUAUUACACCACAGUUUUUAUAUCAGUUCUUCUGUUUGUUUUCACAACAAACACUCUAUGACAGUGUAUACCUGACUUUGUACAAUAUUUGUUUCACUUCCUUGCCUGUCCUCAUAUACAGUCUUUUUGAACAGCAUGUGCAUCCGCAUGUAUUACAGAGUAAACCUGUGCUCUAUCGAGAUAUCAGUAAAAAUGCCCACCUGGGGUUUAAACCAUUUCUUUACUGGACCGUCUUGGGCUUCUUCCAUGCAUUUGUUUUCUUUUAUGGCUCGUAUCUUCUAAUGGGAGAAGAUACUUCUCUGCUGGGAAAUGGCCAGAUGUUUGGAAACUGGACAUUUGGUACUUUGGUCUUCACUGUUAUGGUUAUAACCGUUACAAUGAAGAUGGCCCUAGAAACUCACUUCUGGACAUGGAUAAACCAUUUUGUUACUUGGGGAUCCAUUGUAUUUUAUUUUAUAUUCUCCUUGUUUUAUGGGGGAAUAAUCUGGCCAUUUUUACAUACCCAGGACAUGUACUUUGUAUUUGUUCAACUGUUGUCAAGUGGUUCUGCUUGGUUUGCCAUAAUCCUCAUAGUAGUUGCUUGUUUGUUUAUUGAUGUUGUGAAGAAAGUGCUGUACAGACAUCUACAACCAACAAGUACUGAAAAAGCUCAGCUUACUGAGGCAGGUUCAGGUAUCAACUGCUUGGACUCCAUGUGCUGCUUCUCAGAUGGGGAAACAGCAUGCACAUCUGUUAGAAGAAUGCUGGAACGACUAAUGGGAAGAUGUAGUCCAACCCGGGUCAACAGAUCAUGGAGUUCAUCGGAUCCCUUCUAUGCCAACGACAGAAGCAUCUUGACUCUCUCCACAAUGGACUCACCCACUUGUUAACAGGGACAUUUGUAAAUGCCUUGUGGAAGCUCACACACCUAUAGUAGGUUCUGAAGCGAGUUCAGUGCUACAUCCCUGUCCUA